Messenger RNA from Opisthorchis viverrini, 648 nucleotides. RefSeq lists its product as hypothetical. The coding region runs from base 1 to 648 and encodes 215 amino acids. The record is from RefSeq and is a predicted model, not a curated record. NCBI's taxonomy places the organism in Eukaryota, Metazoa, Platyhelminthes, Trematoda, Opisthorchiida, Opisthorchiidae. The transcript is spliced from 6 exons.
AUGCAGGCGCCUACUGAGCAACAUCGUGAACGGUACGCGCCAAAUUUACCCAACGAUGAUUCAGAGCCGACACAAGUGGAUGUUUCGUAUAUGGAUGAUCUAUCACAAAGACUGUUAUCUCGCACAUUCCGUUACAAAAGAAGAAAAUCUACAUUUACCUUGUUUCUCCCCGAUUUUCAGACUGAAUACCACAGGCAUUUUGAAAAUGCACUGCUCCGUUAUCUCUGCAACUAUGAUGACUUGAUUAUCAAGUCUUCAUUAACUGUGACCGAUUUCGAGCUAAACAUUAUCGAUGACCAUAAUCGCCCUAGUAAUCACCUUCUAACCCAGAACAACGCCACAUGUCCAUCCUCACAGCGACUUCGGUCUACUGAAUCGCAGUGCUUUGCCUGGCCUGGCGAUCCUGACACAAUUGCUCAUGGUAUCCAUGGGACUCCUAGCACGGCGAAUAGUAAGAAGACGAGAACCUCGGACACAAACUUUAAUAAUCCAACAACACACGAUCAACAGGCGAUGCCCGGAGCUUCCGAACCCAAGUCAGUGGAAAGAAAUGGUAUCCUGUACGUGGUCGGAUUUAAAUUUCCUUGGAGUAUCAAUAGGCCAUUGAUUUUUCAUAGUUUGACCUUGAAGAUGCCAGGAGUUCGCUAG